This is a messenger RNA of Prorocentrum cordatum, 1218 nucleotides long. The record is from the annotation of a GenBank genome assembly. NCBI's taxonomy places the organism in Eukaryota, Dinophyceae, Prorocentrales, Prorocentraceae.
AUGGCUUGCACCACGUGGCCGGAGAAGGGGUUGGCACUGGGGCGGCAGCGCAAGGUACUUUUGCGUGCCCGCGUGCUUGACAACCUCAACCAUCCCGCCGCCGGCGUCGAGGAAGAGCGGGACCUCGUCUGCUGCAACGAGACCGCAAUUGCCAAGCCGAGCCUGCCACCGGCACAUGACCGCUUCCAGCGCAGCGUUGAAGAGCAUUGGACUAAUCACGUCACCCUGUCUGGCCCCGCGUUCUAUGGCGAAUUGGCAGCUGUCCACAAGGCUGAAGAGGCGCUGACGGACAUCACGCUGCAGGUCCUUGCCUACCGGGGCCCCCGGCUGGCGUGCCCACUGCUCCUCGGCCGCGUGCUGCGGGGUGCGAUGCCCGUCGGCGGGCAGGGCGAGCAGCUGCGCCGCACCACUUCGAUCCAGGGCGGCGGCGCGCAGGCGCGAAGGCAGCUGCUCGUCGCAUAUCGCGUGGCUCCGGUGCGGUCCGCGCGCAGCCUGCUCGUGGCUUUCCCGCGGCCGCCCUUGGGCCCUCUCGCGGGGGCGGCCGUUCCCAAUCAGGACCUCGGACUGUACAUGCGGCGGGAGCUCGGCGUGCACGAUCUGCAGGCCUUCUCCACCUGCGUGCUGUGCAAGUCGGGGAGCGCCAGCUUGCGGCCCACCAAGUCUGGCAGGUGCGAGAUUAAGGUCCUUCACUGCCUUCACUCAGUGUGCGGUGGCUGCCUGGAGGAGUACCUCCAACACGACAGGGAGGUCUUGUGCCCGAUCUGCGACGCGAUCACCCUCGAGCGCAACUACGACAGGUACCUCUGCAACUUCGCCGAACACCAGGGUAUUGACUACCUCACCUGCGAGCAGCAGAAGAGGAUCGCCUGCGAGGAGUGCGUGGAGAGCGCCGACGCAAUUGCCCCACCGAUCAGCCCGAUGAGCAUGCGUCUGCUGAGGCAGUGCGUCCGCAGCUUGUGCAGUGAGUGCAGCGAGCACCACAGGCGCGCCAAGACCACCAUCAUGCACUCCCUCAUCACCCUGCGGGAACGGAAGGAGAUCAACAUGCACAGAGCGGCCACGUGCCCCAUCCACCAGGGCCUUCCGCACGAAUUCUUCUGUCUGGAUUGCAGUGUGAUGUGCUGUCGCGAGUGCAUCUUGGCUGAUCACGAGAAUCACAGCUACCAGUUGCCUGCGUCAGGCCUCGUGGAGAAGGAGCUGCGUGCAUUUUGCGCGUAA